GAAGCAUCUUUUAAACGUCCGGCAACGCCGAUUGUCUCGUCGUACGCCAUACUUUGUGGUGUGAACGUAAUUUUUUGUUUCUUGGACAGAUUUAAUAAUUACACGCUGUGUCCGCGUGGUUUAGUUAUAGUUCGAUAAACCCCCAUGAAAAAUGCUGUGAGGCUCUAAUCAGUGGCGCUACUCGAUAAUGCUGGACAAAAAAUUGUUGAUAUAGUUUUGGUUUACUGCCUCAAUUCCUAGUGUUUCAAAUUCCAUGUCAACAAAAAUGAGUGCUUUUUGGUCCACUCCUCCCGGGCAGAAUGCCCAAUCUCAACAGAUUCUGAACCAAGCACGGAACUUGGGAAUGACUUCAGCCAUCAGCAUGGCAAUGCCAAAGCCUUUGGAUUUACAAAAAACUAUAGAAUUAAAUGAAGCACUUAUCCCACAUGGGGUCUCUGAGACAGAUGAAGAGCUCAACCAUAGAAUGGAAGUGUUGAGGAAAGUAAAUGAGUUGGCCAAAGAAUGGAUUAAAGAAGUGUCUGUACAAAAGAAUAUGCCCACAUCAGCAGCAGACCAUGUUGGAGGGAAAAUCUACACGUUUGGCUCUUAUCGUUUGGGUGUCCACAACAAAGGUGCAGAUAUUGAUGCUCUCUGUGUUGCCCCUAGGCAUGUUGACAGAGUAGACUAUUUCACAUCAUUUGUUGACUUGUUGAAGAAACAACCUGAGGUCACUGAACUCAGAGCUGUGGAAGAAGCUUUUGUGCCUGUUAUCAAAAUGAAUUUUGAUGGAAUCGAAUUGGAUAUGCUCUUUGCCAGAUUAGCCUUGAAAGAGAUUCCAGAUAACAUGGAUUUGAAAGAUGACAUGCUUCUUAAGAACUUGGACCCGAAAUGUGUUCGUAGUUUGAAUGGGUGUCGUGUGACGGAUGAAAUCCUCCGGCUAGUUCCAAAUAUUGACAAUUUCCGUUUGGCUCUAAGAGCAAUUAAAUUAUGGGCAAAAAAACAUGGAAUUUAUAGCAACGUUCUGGGUUACUUGGGAGGAGUCUCCUGGGCCAUGCUGGUUGCACGAACGUGCCAACUGUAUCCGAAUGCUGCAGCAGCCACUUUGGUUCAGAAAUUUUUUCUCGUUUUUUCAAAAUGGGAAUGGCCUCAGCCGGUUCUUUUAAAACCUCCAGACAACGUCAAUCUAAAUUAUCCUGUGUGGGAUCCACGAGUCAACGUUUCCGAUCGGUAUCACCUGAUGCCUAUCAUCACGCCGGCCUAUCCUCAACAGAAUUCCACCUUUAACGUCUCCUGCUCAACGCGUGCUGUGAUGCAAGAGGAAUUUCGUCAGGGUUUUAAUAUGACGGAAGAAAUCAUGACAGGAAAGGCUACAUGGGACAAAUUGUUCGAGCCACCAAACUUUUUUGUAAAAUACAAGCAUUUUAUAGUUCUGAUUGCUAGCUCUUCCAGUGUCGAAGAUCAGCUUGAAUGGGUCGGAUUAGUAGAAUCAAAAAUUCGGCAUUUGAUUUUAGCGCUAGAACGUAAUGACCAUAUCACGUUGGCUCACAUCAAUCCGGAACAAUACGAUCCCGUUCAGCCCGAGCCGGAUACCAUCAGUACCAUGUGGUUCAUUGGAUUAGUGUUUAAAAAAACGGAAAGCCUCAACAUAGAUUUAACUCAGGACAUCCAGGCUUUCACCGCCCAAGUGCACCGUCAAGCGGCAACAGCCAAAACUGUCAAAGAUGGGCGACGGAUAGAUGCCAAACACGUCAGAAGGAAACAACUCAGUUCCUAUUUGCCGCCAAAUUUUCUACGCACCAAACGUUUGGGAGGAAUGUCCUUGUCGACUUCGACUGGCAGUUUGUCCAACGGAAGUGGCACCUCUCCAGCAGGAACCUUUGCACAGCCAAGGAAGAGACCAUCGGACGCAGCGCUUGAUGCUGUCAUGAUGAAGAAAGUUCGUACAAGAGAAACUGCUGACGGGACGAGGAACUUGGAGGGGGAUGAAUGUCGCAGCCCAUUCGUUAUCAAUUCCAAUGACGAUUCCUGUUCUUCACUGUCUGUAGAUGAUGUUCAAAACUCCUUUCCUGUGCCCGUUGAAGAAGUGCAACCGUCGGAAGACGCCAAUGAUAAGGAUAUUGAGAGCUUGGUAGCGGCAAACACUGAAGAUGAAACCUUCGCUUUACCUGGGGUGCCUGUUAAAAGACCGACUAACCUAACAUUGAGACGCAUGAGAUUGUGUAGCGAUGAAUUGCCAGACGUCACCACGCCUUCACCCCGGGAGCCUCAUCCAAACCAUCCCACCAUCAGAUUUACCCUCAAGUGAGUUUGAUUUAAAAACAGAAAAACAAACAAA
This is a messenger RNA of Daphnia magna, 2314 nucleotides long. RefSeq names its product poly(A) polymerase type 3 (gene hrg). Gene Ontology annotation, molecular function: poly(A) RNA polymerase activity; RNA binding. Gene Ontology annotation, cellular component: nucleus. The coding region runs from base 254 to 2284 and encodes 676 amino acids. The record is from RefSeq and is a predicted model, not a curated record. The transcript is spliced from 13 exons. NCBI's taxonomy places the organism in Eukaryota, Metazoa, Arthropoda, Branchiopoda, Diplostraca, Daphniidae.